CUCAGAUUCAGGCUUCAGAUGUUGGUUACCAGAGUAAACAAAGAGUAGGCAAAGCUCCUCUGCUAUUCCAAUUGCCACCAAACUUGGAGCUCGCAUGAAAAAUACAAAAUUUCUAGAUGGUCUUCAGAAGCUGAUGGGUGUGUCAUCAUGCAGGCUAUUAAAUCCUAUAACUGUGUACGAUGUGGCAAUGACUUUGCCAGUCAAACAGCCCUAAAACAUCACUUUCAAGCAAAACAUAUCGGGAAAGUAUACUGUGAUAAGUGUGGGAUUGAAGUAUUGCGGGAAAAACUGAAGGAGCAUGAACAAACUGUGCAUUACAAAGGUAAAUACAAUAUGUCAUGUGAGCAUCUGUACUGGGAUGAGCCAUUGCAACGAGAGGACAAGUUUGUGGCAUCAGAAAAGAGUGUGUCUUGCCGGAUGUGUGGUAGGGUGUUUGGAACCAUCCACUGCAGGGAGCAACAUGAGAGGCAAGAGCAUCAUUAUACAGCCAGCCAAAGAGCAAGAAUGUCAACAGCAUUCUCCCCAGACUGUGUAUUGGACCUCAGACACCCACAGCUAUUACAAAAAUUUAUGGAAACAUACCUUCGACCAGAAAUGGGAUUUGUGAGAUUGGCUUGUGCUGGAGAAGUAGAGAAACUUAUUGACUUAAUUAAAGAGUGCUGCCCCACAUCUGUGACCCGACUUAUUAAGGGUGGCUCUUAUUUCAAAGGGACAGACACCAGAGAUUGGUCUGAUAUUGAUGUUGUGAUAUUCAGCUCCUCAUUUUUGAGCCUUGAUGACUGCAAGGAGAAGAUAUCAUCCAUGUUGUGUGGCCUGGAGAAUAAUUUGAAAUUAUCUGUAAUGACCAACAGGAUAUUGAUGGAAAAGAAGGCUUCACUUUCUCUUCGAUUUCAGUUCAAGUGUUUCAAAGACUUACAUAUUCACCACUUUGAUGUAAUGCUCUGCCAUGAUUUAUUAGGACCCAUUCCAUCCCAAGAUGUUAAAAGGAACUUAUACCGACAAUUAUAUAAUUGUGGGGAUGAUGUAAAAAUCCAGCUUUAUUCAAUCUCUCUGCUGCAGUAUCAAGUGGAUUUUGUGAAGGCAUCUAUUGUUGGUGUAAAGGAUCUGAUUCGUCUGGAGCGGAACCAGUUGAAAACAGUGCCCCAAAAGUACAUUGGAAAUGAGAGAUCAUGGGGUAGGAAGGAGUCAUCAACUGUGAUGUACUUUGUGGAGAAGCUUAAGAAGACAGUGUGGGAAAGCACAUGA
This is a messenger RNA of Carcharodon carcharias (great white shark), 1245 nucleotides long. Its product is annotated as 2'-5'-oligoadenylate synthase 2-like. Gene Ontology annotation, biological process: regulation of ribonuclease activity. Bases 148 to 1245 code for a protein of 365 amino acids. Lineage: Eukaryota; Metazoa; Chordata; Chondrichthyes; Lamniformes; Lamnidae. Gene Ontology annotation, cellular component: membrane; cytosol; nucleoplasm. The transcript is spliced from 8 exons. The record is from RefSeq and is a predicted model, not a curated record. Gene Ontology annotation, molecular function: 2'-5'-oligoadenylate synthetase activity; double-stranded RNA binding.